GAUUGUGACUACAUCAACAUACCUUCCUCUCACCUUCUAUGUUCUCUAUUUAGUAUUUACACCCUUAAAAAAGAGGGAAUAUUUUGAGCAAAGAAGGUGCAUGUUACUACAUCUCAAGAUGGUAAGCAUGUCACCAAGCAUGAGGCACAGCUCAUGGGAGUAUUAUCAGAAUUAGUUUUUGUAACUUUUAUUAACCUGCAAUUAUAUCUUGGCUUGCAUCAUCCUAAAUUUUUAUUGACUGAUAACCUUUGUUUUUCAUACAAUCUCAUCUUUUUCAAUUCUUGUUGAAAAUUUUCUGUGGUUUGAUUUUAUUUCAUUCACCUGAUGUUCAUGGAAUGUCUAAGUUUCUAUCAUUAACUUUGAUGUAAAAUUGCCAAUGCAGAGCGCUUGGCCCUGAUACGUCAACAAAGAGCUGAGGCUGCUAAGAAGCGAGAACAGGAGAAGGCUGCCAAGGAACUGAAGAAAGCCGAAACUCACAAAUAAUAAUCAGGGAGGAUGUUUCCGAGGACGGAAAGGAAUCCGUGCAGAAAACCAGGUAACGGCUCUGUUCCUUGAUCCUUCCUUAAAAUGAAUAUUAUAUAAGGAGAAGUCUAUAGGAAAUUGGGGGAUGGUGGUGCAGGUAGCCUUCAGAAUUUGACAAAAGCCAGCACAUUUGUUCAUUCUUUUUUAAGGGCAUUAAGAUAAGGGAAAGAAUCUGGUCUGUGUCUAGGUUAGGCUAACCAAUUAAAGCAAACUACAAGCUGGAGAAGGAAGAUACCUUGUUGACUAUUGGACCAAUACCAUUUCCUUGGGAUUGGAAUAUUUUACUAAAAAGCAACGAUGAUUGCUUCUUGUGGGUAUUAUAAAAUAAAGAAGGAAUAAUAUCACAUCUUACAAAAGUAAGCUAAAGGUGGAAUAUAAUGGGAUAAGUUGAAGGACAGACUUUUAAAUUUGUUUGUAGCUUGUAAGACAGAAAUGAAUGGUAUUGGUACCCAACUUUGGGACACCAUGCCCUUAUUGAACACAAGUCACUCCUGCACGCAAUUGAUGUUUUGAUUUAAAAUGAUUCAAGAACUACCGUAUAAGAAAUUCUUCCCCCUCUAUUUUCUCAUACCGAUUUUCUCUUUCUCUCCUGCCCUCUCCUUCGCCCAAUUUUCAACCCUGAAUCCGUCUCUCAGAAUCUUCGAUCUCUGUUUCUUCCUCAAAGUAUACCUUAAUCGGGAUUUUUUUUCCCCACAGGCUCGUGUUGCUGCAGUGAAAUUGUUCGUCAUAAUCGGUACGGUGACUAGAUUACUCUUUUUUUUCUUUCUUUCUUAUAUCUUGCAUGGCUUUUCUGCUGAUUCUUGGUUCAGGAAUUAAUGGGUUUUCUUACCCCUUUUUCCCAAAUUCUGUUGUUUUAAUAGUGUAUAGGAAUUUGAGAUUUUUACAUGAAAUAAGAUAAAGGGGCAAAUAAUAAUUUUUUUCUAUGUAAAUUUUGUCUGAGAUAAUGAACUUUUAGAAAUUUUAAGAUAAACAAGAAUAUGAGUAUGUUGGUUUUCUAUGGCAGGGAUUGCAAUUGUAAGUCAGAAAGAAGUUCUAUGGGAAUUAUUUUUUAUUAUAUUUAUAUUAUUACUACUACUAUUGUUGUUGUUGUUGUUAAUUUUUUUUUUCCCCAUAAAUUUGAAUCCUUUAUGUCCAUGUCUCUUGAGGUGAGUUUUAAAGUUGCAAAAACUUUUGGGAUAAAUGCAUUUCCUAAAACUUAAUCAUGUUUUGGUUGUAAUCUCAAGUUUUAUUUGGUGCAGUCAAAUUUUUUUGUAUGGGCUAUUAGUGAGUACUUGAUUCAAAGAUUAUGCCCUAUUAACACCAUCCAAUGCUGCUACUUUGGGGCCUUAAGCAAUUUAAACAUCAAUUGUGAUAUGUUAUCGUCUUAUUGAUGCUUAAACAUAAAUUUUCUGCCAGUCAAUAACUUGUUAUCACAAAU
Rubroshorea leprosula is the source of this 1939-nucleotide messenger RNA. The record is from the annotation of a GenBank genome assembly. NCBI's taxonomy places the organism in Eukaryota, Viridiplantae, Streptophyta, Magnoliopsida, Malvales, Dipterocarpaceae.